AUGUCUGGCUUUGAAGUUGCUGGCAUAGUCUUGGGGUCGCUCCCCUUGCUCGUCACGGCUUUAGAAACCUACUGCAAAUUUAUGCGCGAUUGGGGCAAAGCACCAUCAGAGCUGAAAAGCCUGAAUCGCCAAUUGACCACGGAACGAGCGAAAUUAUACAACGUCUGCGAUCUUCUCAUCAACGAUGUUGUACCACAAAGAGAUAUCGAGCCAAUGCUACUGAGUCCUUUUGGACCGCUAUGGCGAGUCCCUGAGACAAAUGACAAGAUUCGGCGGAGGCUAUGGGAUGCCUACGAUCCAUUUGAGGAGACCAUUGUCGAGAUACAAGAGGCGCUUGAGGCUAUUAUGAGUCGAUUGAGGGUGCAAAUAUCUCAAGAUGGCCAGGUCGAAUGGGUAAACAAGAAUCGCAUGACCAGAGAAUUCAAGAAGCUUUUGUAUCGCCUCCACAGAGACGAUUACAAAGACGAUAUUGCUACUAUAUCAAAAGGCAUCAGCGAUCUUGAGUCGUUGACUAAGUUGAGUAUAAGACUUGAACCCAGUCGGAGGAAACAAUCUCGCGGCAAGCUUUUCAAGAUCUUACGAGAUCUUUCGACCAGUAUCUAUCGAGCCCUCUGCUCCAGCAUCCUCUGCACCGAUGCCCAUGACGUAAGUCUUGAGUUAUCUCCGCGCUUCGUCGAGAUAGGAUACGAGUGCGAAGACGAGAAAGUUUUGAGAAAUACCCAAUUCAGGUUGGCCAUCUCUUUUGAGAUAGUAGAAGCCUCAACAACAAAGAGAUUUUGGGACGAGGUGAACAUCAAAACAGCAAAUUCGGUCACAACAAUAGGAUCGCAGUCAUGUCAACAACAAAUUCAGACAAAAACUAUCAAGAGAGUGUCGUUCGGGAUCAAGCAAAGCCUAUCAUUCAUGAGUUCGACAAGACCAACGCACGAUGUCAAAUCAGCCAUGGCAGCGUUGAGCCGUCCUGCCACAGACGUAGCUUUCAUCAAGACCUGCGACGAAGAGAAGCAAGCGUUAUCGAAACAACCUCUCAACCUUUGCAAGGCUUUGAGAAACGCUAGACAAGCACGACCCGUCUGUUACGGCCACCUCAUUGACAGACAGUGCGCAGAUCGGCAUUUCCAAAUGUAUCCGUUGGGAACCACAGCCAACAGUGAUGGCUGGUCGAUAGUGACCUUGAGUGACAUCCUCGAGGGUAAAGGAGGUCUCAAGCCGUUGAUCUCUCUGGCCGAGAAGGUUCAACUUGCACUUGCUAUCGCAUCGAGUGUUCUGCAAUUGAGCAAAACUCCAUGGCUUCCAGAAGCUUUAACAAGGAAAAACAUUCAUUUCUUUCGAAGAGAUGAAACCCUUUCGUACAAAUACCCUUUUCUCCUACAGAGUUUUCCAGCACGGCCCCUCCAACUUUCAAAUACUACAACUACACCUGGAUGCCCCUCGUUAAAUAACCCUACGCUGUUUGCACUAGGGAUUCUUCUUCUGGAGAUAAUCCUUGGCCAGUCAUUCGAGCAACUUCGGUCUCCAGACGAGAAGCCCGUUUAUGGUGACUACAAUGGUGUGAUCCGUAAUUCAAUUGCGGCACACAAACUGUUGGAGAGGGUUGCUUUGAUUAACACGGCGUAUCAGGCUGUAGUUCAGAGAUGCAUAGACUGUACCGAGACUCGUGGGUUGGAUGAGGAUGGGUUCAGGCAGGAGGUUUACAACGAUGUUGUUCUAGAGCUUGAGGCUAUUCUGGAGUCCACCAAGCUGGGUAUGUAA
Molecule: messenger RNA, 1752 nt
Organism: Fusarium poae
Lineage: Eukaryota; Fungi; Ascomycota; Sordariomycetes; Hypocreales; Nectriaceae
Exons: 2
Coding region: 1-1752 (583 amino acids)
Source: RefSeq, a predicted model, not a curated record